This is a messenger RNA of Echinococcus granulosus, 1800 nucleotides long. RefSeq names its product Gamma-tubulin complex component 4. Lineage: Eukaryota; Metazoa; Platyhelminthes; Cestoda; Cyclophyllidea; Taeniidae. Gene Ontology annotation, biological process: meiotic cell cycle; mitotic cell cycle; cytoplasmic microtubule organization. The coding region runs from base 1 to 1800 and encodes 599 amino acids. Gene Ontology annotation, molecular function: gamma-tubulin binding; microtubule minus-end binding. Gene Ontology annotation, cellular component: spindle pole; gamma-tubulin complex; equatorial microtubule organizing center. The record is from RefSeq and is a predicted model, not a curated record. The transcript has 3 exons.
AUGCUUCACGAACUAAUCUUUUGUCUGCAUGGGUUUCCAGGAGACAUUUGUACUCACCUUUCAGUAGAUGAUCCUUCCCAAGCUCCGGAGUAUCGACUAAAACUACUUUCAGAGAGACUUCCCUUUAUUGCCCCAGGCGAGAUUGGACUAAUUAAACAAAUGCAUCAAAUCGGUGAAAGUUACUUGCGGCUUCAAAAAUUCAUUUGCGAUUUUUAUGUUCCCGGUUCGGGAAGCCUUUAUUUAACCGCACUGGCUUGUGGACUAGACGAAGUUUUGGAGGAGUAUCGCGCGGCAAUCGCCUCGAUAGAGGCAGAACUUUUGAAAGCCCCUUACCUUGGGAUAACCUACAUUUUCUCCAAAGUGGAACCCUUUCGUGCAGUUCUCAACUCUCUCACCCACCUUCUCGAUCUCUGUGUAAAGAACCACCAGAAUCACUCUUGCAUAAUUAACUCUGUACUGCUCAUGAACAAAUCUCCUGCAGUCACUUCAAUAUUUAAACACCUACUGCAACUUUUUCGUCAUCAGUUGUCAAGUUGGCUCCUUUAUGGUGCAAUCAACGACCCCUAUGAAGAGUUUUGUGUAUCCUGUGAAUGUGAACUGGUUCCAAAUAAGUUUCCCAAUAUCAUAUCUCCCACCCUCGCCAACGAUAUUCUUUAUGCCGGAAAAGCCGUUCGUUCAGGUGGCACUGAGCUUACAGAUCAUUUGGAAGAGGCAUUCUCCCAACGAUUUGCGGAACUGGAAAACACGGAAUUAAUAGAAGGUGUGGAUGAAGGGCUAGAACGCUUAAUCCGUGACAUUUGGCUUUACGUUUCGGGGGAGGUGUGGCGCCGAAUGUUUGAAGAAUUCGGAUUGGUGCAUCACCUGAAUCUGGUCAGGGACGUGAUGUUACUUGGACGCGGUGAGCUCUACGUCGCAUUUUUGGACAACUUGUUGGCUGAGGGUGACGGUACGGGGAGGAGCAUACUGGAUCGUCCCAUUCCUGCUACCGUUGCGGAGGCGAAAAACCUUUCCUACGUAGUUGGUGCUGCAUUUCUGGCUGCCGCCAGGUCGGUUGGCAUGGAGGAUGAAGAACUAGUCUCAUGCUUCAGAUUCGUGGUGUCUACAAAUCCCCAUGAGGUGGCUCUCUUGUCAAAAGACCUUGGGGACGAUGAAGUGGAAGCCAUUGGCUAUCAUCCCACAGCGUGGGACUGCCUUCGCCUGGAGUUCGCCCCAAUCCCAGCCGGCUUGGAGACCGUCUUCACGGAAUCCGCACUGACUUCUUACACCCGUCUCUUCCACCUCCUUCUAACUGUGCGUCGGACCGAACACGCACUCAAUACCGCCUGGCGCGGAGCCAAAAGAAGCAUCGACCGACGCAUCCACCUCCUCCAUCAUCAGAUGAACUUUAUCGUUAGCCACCUCAACUGCUACCUCCAAAUUGACGUGAUUGGGUCGGCCUUUGAACGACUUUUGAAGGCUUUCAGCACUCGUCCAGGAGAUCAGAACCUCGGCUGCGUAGAGGCUCUUCACGAAGCCUUUCUGGCGAAUGUGGAGUCUCAGACACUGUUGCAUCAUCCGCGGCUUCGCUCAAUCCUCUUGCGACUGCUCCACGUUUGCUGUCAACGCCAAGACAACUAUUCGCUGACGACGGCGGCAGCUUUUGAGCACCUGGCUGCCACCCUCUUUUCCACCCUCACUGCUGCCUCACAGACGAGUUCUAUCACAAGAAUGAGUGGCGGUAGUGGUGCUGGCCAUAUCUCCCAACUCGUCUUACGAUUGGACUAUAACCACUUUUUCACCAAGUCUCAGGCCCACGAGUGA